UUAAAAUGAAUGAAACUGCCAAAUUUUUAUUCCACUGUGUCUCAGUGCACUAAGUAGUGUUCAUGUUGUACUACUAGACAUGAGCCUGGUUUUUGAUAGCUUGUGCUGAGAUUCUAAAGUAUGUAGUCACGAAAAAUAUUUAAAUAUAGUAACAUGGAAUAUAUUGUCUUCUUGGUUGUGUAUGGAAUGCAUCAUAAAGCCGUGAUCAACAGAUGACAAUGCCCAUGGAUCAGAAUCAUCAGCAGCAUCAAGAAGCAUGGUCAAGAGGUACCCAGGUUGUGGCUAAUUAUAACUUUGAAGGAUCCUCACCAGAUGAUUUACCUUUCAAGAAAGGCGAUGUUCUCACCAUAGUACAGCCCACUAAGGACCCAAACUGGUAUAAAGGUAAAAAUGAAAGUGGAAAGGAAGGAAUGGUACCUGCCACAUAUGUACAGAAAAGGAAAGAGGUUCAUUUACAGGCCAUGCCUUGGUAUCAUGGUAAAAUUUCCCGGGAGGAGGCGGAGGCCCUGUUAAAUGAUUUCCGCGAGGAGGGCGACUUCCUGGUCAGAGACAGUGUCCACUUCCAGGGGGACUACACUCUGUCCAUUUAUUUCGAGGGCAUGGUGGAUCACUAUAGAAUUAUCGCUAAACACAACAAGUUAGAAGUGGAUGGUGGUGACUGUCUGUUUGAUAACCUAAUUCAGCUCGUUGAGCACUAUCAGAAUGAUGCCGAUGGACUAUGUACAAAAUUAAUACGUGCAUUACCCAAGAAAGGAGACAGUUUCGGAGCGGUUCGGAUCCAGGACUUCGAGGCCGGUGGCUGGGUGAUACAGAAGAAAGAUCUGCAGGAAAUCGAAUUAAUUGGCAGAGGAGAAUUUGGAGAUGUAUAUAAAGGUCUAUAUAAAAAUCAGUUUGUAGCUGUAAAACAGUUGAAAGACCAAGAUCGAGCAGCUCAGGCCUUUCUUAAAGAAGCUUCAGUAAUGACGUCAUUACGGCAUCCUAACCUGGUCCAGCUGAUAGGCGUGGUCCUGGGCGACACGAUACGGCUGGUGACGGAGUUCAUGGGGAAAGGAAACCUCGUGGAAUACCUCAGGUCGAGGGGGCGUAGCGUCAUACAGAAAAAAGACCAGAUUGAUUUCGCUACAGAUACAUGUGCUGCCAUGGAAUAUUUAGAGAGUAAAAAAUUAGUUCAUCGAGAUUUAGCAGCCAGAAAUAUACUCAUUAAUGAGAAUAACACAGCCAAGGUGUCAGAUUUUGGUUUAGCCAAGUAUGGAGAUUACAGCACAGAGGGUGGAAAGUUUCCCAUCAAGUGGACGGCUCCAGAGGCCCUCAAAAACAAUAACUUUAGUAAUAAAUCAGAUAUGUGGAGUUAUGGCAUACUACUGUGGGAGCUGUAUUCAUUUGGAAGGGUUCCAUAUCCAAGAAUUCCUCUUGCUGAUGUUGUGAUGCAUGUUGAGAAAGGUUACCGAAUGGAGGCCCCUGAAGGGUGCCCAAAACAGAUUUACAGCUUGAUGUUGAGAGCCUGGAAUUUGAACCCCGCAGAGCGCCCCACCUUUAAAGAGGCCUUACAAGAGUUACAGAACUUGAGAUCGACGACUGUUUAGUGUUUCUCUCCAUGUACAGUGUAUAUAUAUAUAUUGACAAUUCCUACAUCUUAAUAAUAAGUGCUGAAACCUUAAAUUCAACCUUUUGAAGUUUAAUUAUUUUUUUCAGUUAAUAGAUAUAUAUGUGAUUUGGCAUUAUAAAAAAUAUACUUUUUAUAAAAGAUAUUUGGAAGUAGUUUUUAAUUCAUUCAAUUUAAAAAAGCUGCAAGAUGAUUUUCAUUGUUAAGGACUUUUUAAUUUCUUCAUAACUCUUCCAGGAGAUUUAUGUCUGUAUGUUUUGAAGAUAUUGAAUUGCUGUUUUAAUGGUAGUGUAUUUAAAUUUCUGAUUUGUUAGUAGAACAAGUGUUGAUGAGAUUGGACAAUAUAAAGUGUCAGCUAGUACAUGUAUUUGGUAUCCUUUUUUAUUGAAAAAAAAAGUUUUUUAGUUUUGAAGUUGAUCUUCAAUUUUGUUCAAGUUUUGUAUAUUUUUUUUAUUAUGUGUUUAUAUUUUGCCCUAAUUAUGUCAACCCGCCAAUUUUUCCCCCUUUAUUUUUCAUUAGUACUUCAAAGUCUCAGCUUGUAAGAUUUUAAUUUUUUUUGUUUGCAUUAUAAUGAUUUGAUAUCUCUUAGCUUUGAAUUCCAUGCUAUACAUAUACAUUUAGAUCAGGGUUUGAGGUGAUAGACAACAUUAAAACUUUUGUAACUUGAUCAUUUUUGGAAGAAUAUUUGAAUAAUUUUGGAAAGAAACCAUUAUCUGUUUUAAAGUUAUCCAGAAUUCAAAUUAUCAUUGUAAAUUUUAAUACAGAAAUUUUUUUUCAUACAGUAUGUAAUAAAACAUCUGUUUAACAUAAAUGGUUAUCUAGAUUUUGGACUUAGUAUACGAACCUUAUUUAUAUGAUAUUAUAAAAAAAUUGUCUCGUCAAUAUGAACCUGACUAUGAAACCCCAGAAAAUACACAUUAUAUGUUACUGUAUUACUAUAGAACUUGGCAAUUCUAUUAUGAAACAAGUCAAGUUUAAUAUUAAUGAAUUCAAAGUUUUCUCCUUCUCUUUUUCAUCAGUGUCCAUUGGUGUAUUUAUUAUUUCUCUCUUUCCUUUGUUUCCUGUUUUUGGCUUACCUUGACAAAUUUGAUAAAUUUGUCUAGUGCUGCUGAAGAAAUCAUUAAUGAAAGGAAGGAAUUCAAUGCCAAAAGUGAUAGAAAAAAAUAACAUAGUAUUGAUACAUAUUGAUCUAUUUGAAUAAACUAAUUUGUUUCAGAAUGAAAUGAAACCAGUUUUGAAACUGAGACUUUUCUUAAUUUACUUAAAACAUCUGUAACACAAGAGGUAUUUAAUUUUAAACUAAUAGUAAACCAGCAAGAAUUAAUUAAUAUAUUAAUCAUUCAUAUUCCAUUCAUAAGUUUUUGCUCUCUUCUUUUUGUUUGGUGUGAAUGAUGUGCUACAUGUAGAUUUGAGUUAAAAAUGUUUGUUUCUUUCACCAGUAUUUAUAUAAAUACCUUGACGGUAAUGUAAGAAUAAGUGAAAGACAGUCUUUCGUGGUAUUUUUCGAUACCAAUUAUCAUGAUGCUUUCAUUCUGUAAUGAAUUUCAAUCAGUCAUAAAGAAGUUUCCAUCUGUAAUUCAUUUUGUAUGAUUUAGCAAAUGCAUGCACAACAUGGAUGUCAUAGAACUAUGAAUAAAUUGACGAACUAUUA
Molecule: messenger RNA, 3254 nt
Organism: Magallana angulata
Lineage: Eukaryota; Metazoa; Mollusca; Bivalvia; Ostreida; Ostreidae
Product: tyrosine-protein kinase CSK-like
Exons: 12
Coding region: 213-1583 (456 amino acids)
Biological process (GO): protein phosphorylation
Molecular function (GO): protein binding; protein tyrosine kinase activity; ATP binding
Source: RefSeq, a predicted model, not a curated record